GUCCGACGCUGCAGAGAACCAGGCGGGAAAUUUACCCGGAAAUCGAGCCGGAGAAAGCGCAGGAGGUGGCGUCCCAGCAGCCACAAGUAUGCGUUGUCGGGGAUCUGGUUUACGGGGCAGACGAACCUGUACCUGCAGAUCAACCCUGCCUGAAGUGCAAAUGUCAACCUCCUGGGGUUCAUUGCGAAGCCACGAGAUGCCAGAAGAAACCUGGAUGCAGGGCUAUUCAUAAACCUAACACUUGCUGUCCAGAUUACCAAUGCGAAUGCAUCCACGAAGGGAAGACUUAUGGGAAUGGGGAAAGGUUGGAGCAAAAGCCGGGGACCGAAUGCAAAGUUUGUUAUUGCCGUGGCGGUGAGGUGCAAUGCGCUGAAGUUUCCUGUUACAUAAGGAACGAUUGCGAAGGUCGCCAAGUUCCAGGGAAAUGUUGUCCCAAAUACGACCAUUGCCCUCCGAGAGAGCCCUUGGGAGAUAGGACGCAAUACCCGAUGGAGAUCAUCAAUGCCACGAAAGAGGUGACGGCUGAGAACGAAAUCAAUGAAACUACAGAAGUGAUUAAAGUGGAUAAAGCUGUGCAAACUGAGACGCAGAAGAUCACCAUUCAGGAAAUUAUACCGGAAAUCAAGGAGAUCCCAAUUACAAAUUCACCAAAGCAAGAGAUCGGUCAAUUGAUCGUGGAGGAGGCUAUAAAAACGGAGAAGCUCAAAGAGAUCCUCAACACAUCUGAAAGCAACGAAUUGGCUAUUCCUGAUGUCGAAUCGGAUUCCAGCGAAGUCGCAGAAGUGUACCAAACACCACCACCAGUUUUAGUGCGAGUAGGAGAUCAACUCUUGUACUUCGACAAGGGAGAAUUGAUUAAGAACAAGGACGACUCAAGCACUCCAUCAACUGUAAUCACCAUUAUUGGUGCUGAAGGUUUGCAACGCGGAUUUGAAGACAGCGUUGAAAACCAUGAGAUCCAAAAAUUCGAAACCGAUAAUACCACGCACGAAACGACAAGUCAAGCUUCGAGCAUAGCUUCAGAAACCACUCAGAAUCCUGAAAAUGUAACUUCAGUGAUGGACGCAGUCCUAAACCCAAACGAUACUUUGGAAUUAAUCGAAUUGUCCGAUAAUUCAACUGAUUUCAACGCUACCGAAAAACCACAGAAACCAACAACCGAAGAAACUACAAUUCACGAUACCAACCCUGAAUAUCCUCCACUUCCCGAUGUGAUGAGCCACAUGCAUAUUGAAGACGAUCAUUUAUUUACUGAAAUUACUCAAAAAUCAAUGAUUGAGGCUAUCAGCCAACAAAACAAUUCUGGAGCUAACUUAACCAGCUCCGAGAUUUUAAGGAAUAUCCUAGUUAAUCCAGCUGCGGCUUUACCUGAAAGCGUAUUGAAGAUUGUAGCCGAAAGCGAUUUAGAAGACUUGGAGACUACAACCCCUGUGGAAUUUGGAGAAGCUCUCACCAUAAACGAGUUUUCGCAGAACAACUUGAAAUUGCUCGCGGAAGAGCGUUUUGAUGAAUUGGUUUCCACGCAGAAAUCCGUUGAGAGUUUGGAGGAGAGUACGAACUCCGGAACAGAGAACGCGAGCGUCGAGGAGGAUAUGAAAUAUUUCAACGUUUCCGAUUUAGUGGAAAUCCUACCGGGCGUAACGACGCAAACUGUGCGUAGUUUAGAAACUGAGUCUACUACUGAGAAUUACAAGAAGAAGGAGGUGGAGAUGGUCGAUGUUGAGUUAUUGAAGAGGAAUGCGACGCACGAGGAAAACGCGAAGAUAACUAAAUUGAAGCGUGAGAAUAUGGAAGAUGAUAAGAUUUUUGAAGAGUUGGAUCGCGAGAUCAGCUUGGUUGCUGGAGAUGUUAAGGAGGGGAAGAGUGUGGAUGAGGAGCAGAAGGAGGCGGAGAGUAUUUUUAAGGAGUUGAUGGGGGAAUCCGAGUCUAGUACCACGAAGAAACCGUUGAAUCUCCAAGGGAAGGAACGGGAAUCCGCAGUGCUUCAGAAGGUGAGCGAGGCCAUAGCAAGGCAUCCUCUGCGGGAUAACAGCAAGCAAUCCUUGGAUUCGAGAAUCCUGGGCAUCUUGAAGGACUUUUUCAACACGCACUACAGAUCUUACAAGAAUUGAAGUCAUUAUUAAUAUUAACGAUAAUCGUCUUAGCAUUUAACGUAUACAUAUAUACAUUUAGGAUACUAUUUCCUCUUUUAUCUCUUUCUCUCCAAUA
This is a messenger RNA of Nicrophorus vespilloides, 2208 nucleotides long. RefSeq lists its product as uncharacterized. The transcript is spliced from 4 exons. Gene Ontology annotation, molecular function: protein binding. The record is from RefSeq and is a predicted model, not a curated record. NCBI's taxonomy places the organism in Eukaryota, Metazoa, Arthropoda, Insecta, Coleoptera, Silphidae. The annotation marks the transcript as partial.